AAAUUAACGUGUCUUUGUGUAUUAGUUUGACCACCAGAGGGCAGUAGACUUCUAACAUCAAGAGGACUCGACAGGAACUGAAAGAAGAAGACUAAAAGCCGCUCCAGGAUCAGUUUGAAUGAGCCACCAGCUUUGAUAGUUUGUUCAUUUGUUUUAUCUAACUGGUUUGUUUGGGUUAUUUGGACUUGUAUCCUGUUGUGUAACGUUAUAAUGUCCGGCAUACCUCCAGACACAUGGCAGCCGCCCACCGUGGCUAUGGAGACCACGAUGGGGACGGUUCUGGUGGAGCUUUACUGGAACCAUGCCCCCAAAACGUGCAAGAACUUCGCAGAGCUGUGCAGGAGAGGCUACUACAACAACACCAAGUUUCACCGGAUUAUCAAAGACUUCAUGGUGCAGGCGGGGGAUCCUACAGGAACAGGUCGAGGCGGAGCCUCCAUUUAUGGUAAACAGUUUGAGGAUGAACUUCACCCGGACCUGAAAUUUACAGGCGCUGGAAUCCUGGCCAUGGCUAACGCAGGACCAGACACCAAUGGAAGUCAGUUCUUCCUCACCCUCGGACCCACGCAGUGGCUAGACGGGAAGCAUAGUAUUUUUGGAAGAGUGUGCCAAGGCAUGGGAGUGCUAAACCGGAUCGGGCUGGUGGAAACAAACAGUCAAGAUCGUCCGGUCGAUGAUAUUAAAAUUGUCAGAACCACUUUACCUAAUUAGACAAAACGUCUUUUUUAAUUUGUAUUUUUUUACUGCUUUGGAAAAUAAAUGUUAAAACUUAACAGGAGUUUUUUUUUUUCUUGCAGUGUUAAUGCUUAGAGACUAAAGGAAUGAUGAAAAUUACCAAUAUCAGGCAAAAUUAAAACAUAUUUAUCU
Molecule: messenger RNA, 867 nt
Organism: Poecilia latipinna (sailfin molly)
Lineage: Eukaryota; Metazoa; Chordata; Actinopteri; Cyprinodontiformes; Poeciliidae
Gene: ppil1
Product: peptidylprolyl isomerase (cyclophilin)-like 1
Exons: 4
Coding region: 211-711 (166 amino acids)
Biological process (GO): protein folding; protein peptidyl-prolyl isomerization
Cellular component (GO): catalytic step 2 spliceosome
Molecular function (GO): peptidyl-prolyl cis-trans isomerase activity
Source: RefSeq, a predicted model, not a curated record